CGCCGCCGCCGCCGCUGCCGCCGCGCACCCCCGGCCCCCGAGCCCGGCGCUGCAGGAUGCCGGGGGGCAAGAGAGGGCUGGUGGCACCGCAGAACACCUUCCUGGAGAACAUCGUCCGGCGCUCCAGCGAAUCCAGUUUUUUGUUGGGAAAUGCCCAGAUUGUGGACUGGCCUGUAGUUUACAGUAAUGACGGUUUUUGUAAACUCUCUGGAUAUCAUCGCGCUGACGUCAUGCAGAAAAGUAGCACUUGCAGUUUUAUGUAUGGUGAACUGACAGACAAGAAGACCAUUGAAAAAGUCAGACAGACUUUCGACAACUAUGAGUCAAACUGCUUCGAAAUUCUCCUCUACAAGAAAAACAGAACCCCAGUUUGGUUCUACAUGCAAAUUGCUCCUAUAAGAAAUGAGCAUGAAAAGGUAGUUUUGUUCCUGUGCACUUUUAAGGAUAUCACUUUGUUCAAGCAACCAAUAGAAGAUGAUUCAACAAAAGGCUGGACGAAGUUUGCACGGUUGACGCGGGCCCUGACGAACAGCCGGAGCGUGCUGCAGCAGCUGACACCGAUGAACAAAGCUGAGGUGGUGCACAAGCAUUCCCGCCUGGCUGAAGUUGCAAACAUCUCCUUAACAGUGCAGAUGGUGCAACAAGUGAAAGCCUUCAGGUUAACUGAUGAAACAGAGGUUCUCCAGCUGGGAUCUGAUAUUCUUCCUCAGUACAAGCAAGAAGCUCCAAAGACUCCACCGCACAUUAUACUACAUUAUUGUGCUUUUAAGACCACUUGGGACUGGGUCAUCUUGAUUCUAACCUUCUACACAGCAAUUAUGGUUCCAUAUAACGUCUCCUUCAAGACAAAGCAGAACAACAUUGCCUGGCUUGUGCUGGACAGUGUCGUGGACGUUAUUUUUCUGGUUGACAUUGUUUUGAACUUUCAUACAACCUUUGUUGGCCCUGGCGGAGAGGUUAUAUCUGAUCCCAAACUCAUAAGGAUGAACUACCUGAAGACGUGGUUUGUGAUUGAUCUUCUGUCCUGUUUACCGUAUGACAUCAUCAAUGCCUUUGAGAAUGUGGAUGAGGGGAUCAGUAGCCUCUUCAGUUCACUAAAAGUGGUGCGUCUUCUCCGACUUGGUCGAGUUGCCAGAAAGUUGGACCAUUAUUUGGAAUAUGGUGCUGCCGUACUGGUACUGCUGGUGUGUGUGUUUGGACUGGUGGCCCACUGGCUAGCCUGCAUAUGGUACAGCAUCGGGGACUAUGAAGUUAUAGAUGAAGUCACUAACACAAUCAAAACAGAUAGCUGGCUCUACCAGUUGGCACUGAGUAUUGGGACACCAUAUCGAUACAACAGCACUGGCUCAGGGCAGUGGGAAGGAGGACCCAGUAAAGACUCCUUGUACAUAUCCUCUCUCUACUUUACCAUGACAAGCCUUACAACGAUAGGAUUUGGAAACAUAGCACCAACCACUGAUGGAGAGAAGAUUUUUUCAGUGGCCAUGAUGAUGGUUGGCUCUCUUCUUUAUGCAACUAUUUUUGGAAACGUCACCACAAUUUUCCAGCAGAUGUAUGCCAACACCAACCGAUACCAUGAAAUGCUGAACAAUGUGAGAGAUUUCCUAAAAUUAUAUCAAGUCCCAAAAGGCCUUAGUGAAAGAGUCAUGGAUUACAUUGUCUCAACCUGGUCCAUGUCCAAAGGAAUUGACACAGAGAAGGUUCUCUCGAUUUGCCCAAAGGACAUGAGAGCAGAUAUUUGUGUGCACCUAAACCGGAAAGUUUUUAAUGAGCAUCCUGCCUUCCGGCUGGCCAGCGAUGGCUGCCUGAGAGCCCUGGCCGUGGAGUUUCAGACGAUCCAUUGCGCCCCGGGGGACCUCAUCUAUCAUGCUGGGGAGAGUGUUGAUGCUCUUUGCUUCGUGGUCUCAGGAUCCCUAGAAGUCAUCCAGGACGACGAGGUGGUGGCUAUUUUAGGUAAAGGUGAUGUGUUUGGUGAUAUCUUCUGGAAGGAAACCAGUCUGGCCCACGCAUGUGCCAACGUACGCGCUCUGACAUACUGCGAUUUACAUAUUAUUAAGCGAGAAGCCUUGCUUAAAGUGUUGGACUUUUAUACUGCUUUUGCAAACUCCUUCUCAAGGAACCUCACACUCACCUGUAAUUUGAGGAAACGGAUCAUCUUCAGGAAGAUCAGCGACGUCAAGAAGGAAGAAGAGGAGCGCAUGCGCCAGAAGAAUGAGGUGACACUGAGCAUUCCUGUAGACCACCCUGUGCGGAAGCUCUUUCAGAAGUUCAAACAGCAAAAGGAGAUGCGGAAUCAAGGCUCAACCCACAUCGACCCAGAAAGGAACCAGCUUCAGGUGGAAAGUCGGAGCGUGCAGAAUGGGGCCUCCAUCACAGGCACCAGUGUGGUCACCGUGUCUCAGAUCACCCCCAUCCAGACGUCCCUGGCUUAUGUGAAAACCAGUGAGGCGGUGAAGCAGAACAACAGGGAUGCAAUGGAGCUCAAGCCCAACGGGAACGGAGAUCAAAAGUGUCUCAAAGUGAACAGCCCCAUGCGGAUGAAAAAUGGAAAUGGGAAAGGGUGGCUUCGACUGAAGAACACGAUGGGGACCCACGAGGAGAAGAAGGAAGACUGGAACAACGUCACAAAGGCUGAGUCGAUGGGGUUGCUCUCUGAGGACCCCAAGUGCAACGAUUCAGAGAACGGUGUAAAUAAAAACCCACUGAGGAAAACAGACUCUUGUGACAGUGGAAUAACAAAAAGUGACCUUCGCUUGGAUAAAGCCGGUGAGACUCGCAGCCCCCUGGAGCACAGCCCCAUUCAGGCUGAUGCUAGGCAUCCUUUCUACCCUAUUCCUGAGCAGGCCUUACAAACCACGCUGCAGGAAGUCAAGCACGAACUCAAAGAAGAUAUCCAGCUGCUAAGCAGCAGGAUGGCUGCCCUUGAGAAGCAGGUGGCAGAAAUUUUAAAAAUAUUGUCUGAAAAGAACGUACCCCAGGUCUCUUCCCCCACACCCCAUUUAUCACCCCAGCGCCCCCCCCAGAUACCUUGCCAGGAUAUUUUUAGUGUUUCAAGGCCUGCAUCACCUGAAUCAGAAAAAGAUGAAAUCCACUUUUAGCAUAUACCUAUGUGUAUAUAUGUAUACAGUAUAUAUGCAGAGGUGUAUAUAUACCUUUAUACAUAUAUAGGUGUGUGUAUAAGGUAAAUAUAUAUACAUAUAUAUUUUCACUUGCAUCCAAUAUGACUUGAACACACCAAGGAUUUUGAUAUGUAAAUAUUGCAUGUCCAGCUGGAUUCUGGCCUGCCAAAGAAAACAAUUAUUAACAUAGAUAUUGCUUGUAUAAUAUGCAGUUGACUGCAUGCACACUUUACAUUUAUUUAUAAUCUCUAUUAUGUAAUAAAAGAACGACUUUUGUUUAACAAAGGCAAUGUACUAUUUAAAGAAUCAGGGUCUAACCUGCCAAUAUUGCCAUGACAGUUUUGAUCUCAGGCUGGGUGAAUUGAGCUUUUACUUCCUCACUGUCUUUUCUGCCAAGUUAGGCAGUAAGUUAAUGUGACAUGGAAGACGUUCAGGCUUCAAGUAGCACCAUUUCCUGGUAUCAUUCCACUACAAUAUACUCUGUAUUUGGUAAGAAGUCCCCCUGCUCCUCCUGAAGGGUGGGCUCAGCUCAGUUGCCAGGGAAGGGCACCAUGUUCGGUGCUGAAGUAGAUCACUGGAGUUUAUUCAUGUGGAUGUUGUGCAUGCACAGCCUUCUCUUUCAAGUAUCCUCCUGCUCUUUUAACAUCGUAAGUAAGACAUAGUAAUGGUGAUAUAUGUAAUGAAAUGCAACAAGCCGAAGCUCUCUCAGCUGCACACCCUGUCUAUUUGGGGGUAACAUCUUUCUGAAAAGCCUCCUUUUAUUGAUGCAGUUUUUACUGAACACUUAGAGUGACAUUAUGUAGAUUCUCUUUGCAGCACUUGGCGAUGGUGUCCGCUUCUGUCAGUAUCUUCAUUAGGAUGUCCUGUUUUUCUGAGGUUGCUCUCCCUCUGUCCCCUUUGUUGCCUCUGGCAAAACGACUUUGAAUGAGGCCUGAGCAAGGGAGAAAGCAGUCGUGCUUCAGCUGCUCAGGAGCCUCAGGAGCAGAUUUGGGAAGUUAUAAGGCUGCAGUGAAUCCCCUUACACUCUCUUUUCUGACGCUGUUUAUCCAUCCAAUGCUACCUUUGAGAAAGAGAGAAAAUCAACAGCCAGGAUGGGAAGUUGGUGAUGGUGAAAUUCCCUUUGCCUCAGGUACUCAGGUGAUGUUGUGGUAGGAGACUGGUGGGUGUGAUGUGGGGAAGAAGUCUUUCUCGCCUUGGACUUGAUGAAGGUUUCGGUGAAUGGGAUGUUCACAUUUGAGCACAAGCUCUCUGCGCCCACCCCACCAGUUGUUAGGCAUAUUAAAGCCAGUAGGUCUGUCUUAGGUGCUUUGACCUUCCUCUUGGCUGGCUCCAGUCAGCAUCUCCCAUUCUUGAUCUGUGCUCAGCCUCCAUCUCUGCCACUUAGGCUGAUGCACAAGGGUCAUGAUGGCUUUGCAGGGCAUGCUUUUGCAUUUGACCCUGUUUAUUUCUGCUACUGGGAGCUGAACUCUUGGACUCUGAGUCUACACUUGGAUAAGGUGGGGAUUUUUUGUCUCCUUGCACUGUGUGAGAAUUUAAGCAGAGAAGUACUGGCAGCAGAAGAGGCCAUCAUGGCAAAUCUACUGGUGGCAUAGCAGAGCGCAGUGACUCUUUCAGAGAAGGACAUCUCUACCACACUUCAAUGGCCUCUUGCAGUAAAGUCCCCUGUUUUCAGAAGUGCCUCAGGUAAAAUGUGUACCAGCCACAAGGCAUUACUAUCAAUCAUUUAAAUAAAAGGCAUGUUUAUAAUCAGUGGGCAUCUUUACCAGAUAUUUUACUUCACAUUAGGAAACUAAGUUGAACUAGAUGACUUCUUGAGAAACCAAAAAAAAUCCAAAGCCAACAAAAAGCAACCAACAAACCAACAAUGUCUGUAGUAGUGCCAAUUAGGAACUUGCGUCUUUGAGUGAUCAUAUCUCCUACAGUGAAAUCCAAACCCAUAAACUACAAAAAGAUUCUAAAAAAGCCAAAGAAGCCAUUGCUUCUAUUGUGUCAGCUCAUGGAAAGAGGACAGUGAUCUUUCUCUUUUGUUAUUCCUUUCUGGCCAUUUCUGCCUUUCAGUUUCUUUCUUCUGGGAAUUAUAGGAAGAAGGAAAAACAAACAAAAGUAAAAUCUGAAAGGGACACUGAAAGGGACAGGUCUUCUCAAAGGCUGGUUUAGCCUGCUUGCUCAUCAUGCUUUCUGCAGCUGCAGGUGCCAAUGUCAAAAGGGGCAGCUGUAUUUUGCGUCCGCUCUUCAGACACAAGUACAAAUCUGCAGCCACACUUUGGUCAGCAGGGACAAUCUGCACCCGCAGAACAGAACUUUGUGAGUCCUGCUGUAAGCCUUCCCCUGGUACUCUGAUAGAGUUGCAGGAUUGCAGCCUUCAGGAGUUAAACGGUUGCUGCAGGCUGCUGGAGCAGGCAUGGACCUUGGGGGGUACAACUUAAGUGCCGAGGUUUGAAGAGGUGGCUGUUGUUGCCUGGCUGGAGCUGUAGCUCAGCCAGACACACAGCAGUUUACCUCCCUCUGCCCAGAGCUGCCCAGUCAAUAGCUGAGCCAAGAGGCUGCCUGGGCUGGGGUUGGGUCAAGUUCCUCGCAUGCAUAAGUAUGCCCUGAAAGAGCCGGCUGGGUGGUAGGGAUGACUCUGUUAGAAAGCUUUAGCCUUAAUGGCAUUCCUCUGCCUUUGUGAAGGACUUUUUCUGUUUCUCUGUAACUGAUAUUAACUCUAGCUAGAACUGCAUGGCAUGCAAAGGGAUCUCUGUUUCAGUUUAUCUUGCAAGUCAGAUGUAACUUUGUGCCACCUUACAGUGAGAGAUCAUGUAAUAGGAUUAAUCUAACCUUGAAAAUUAUUUGAGCCCGGAAUGUCUAUUGCAGUUCAAGUGCAACUCUACUGGUUGAAACACUAUAAAUAAUGUAAAAUAGCAAGUUCCUGAAACAAAUGCAGCAUUUCCAGGGUCACUUUGCUCUGACUCUGAUAUUCUGGUGUUGUCUAUUGCAAGUUCAGUGGAACUGGCUGGUGCCUUGCUCAGUCAGUAGUGUGAUGGGUGUUUUGCAAACAGCAGAAACUCUUUCUGCAUAUGGGCUCUGUGUGCUGGGGGUGCAGCUGGAGCUACAACUCCAGUUGCUGCUAUGCUGAAAAUACAGUUCUGAAGCAUUUUGGAGCAUAACGUGUUGUUUCGUGGAGUUGUUACCGGGGCACUUGUUCAGCUUUCCCAUCUGCUAACAGCAGUGCAUGGUGUGAUCCAGCACACUGUCAGCUGGAGCGUCCCUUUCCUGUUCAAGAAGCAUGAGUCCGUGUUGCAUUCAGGCUUCACUCAAAGCAACCACUGUAUUCAUGCAAUAAGGGACCACAUGUGUCCCUUCCACUUAUGCCAGCAGCCACGUGCUGCAUGCAGGGAGCUCUCAGCUGCAUGCUUUCCUUUCCUGUAAGAGCUGCAUACAUGUACAGAUGUUCCUGCCACGUCUGGUAGUGGUGUUCAUAGCACGUACAGUGUGCUGCGUGUGUUCCAAGCAUUUUACCCACACACAAGUGGAUUUUAUCUUUCUGGAUAAGGUAUGAAUAGAAAUAAAACGUGUAAACAUUUUCCAAGGCAUAUGAACUAGAAUACUUCAAAUAGCAGUUUUGUGUAAUACUACCUAUAUGAGAUAGAACAGCACUUCUGGCUAAUAGCUGAAAAAAAUAACUAUUGUAGUGGAGAUAGAGAAGGGAAGUAUCCCUCAGUUCUUCUGAUUUUGUAUUUGUACGUCCCGUUUUCUGUGUUUUUGUCUUUGCCAGGGGACAGGGGUUAGAGCAGAGCUGGCUCUGGCAGUGACAAGCUUUGCCGAUUUUUUCUUUUCCCUGUUCUGCAGAAGUAGCACAACUGUAGGGAUUUGAAGCUGCUGGCACUGAUGUUUGGGUUCACUGCCAGAUCCAAACUGAGUCUUCAUUCACCACCGUGAGGAAAGCAAUCCUGUUACACAGGCGUGAGCUGAAGUUUGAAUCUGACGAACGUAUGGGACCGUACAGUGUGUUUUGGAUUCCAGGACAAUUGUAGAGAACUGCUGGCUGCAGAAUUAAUGUUGCACUAUUUGCAAGCAAUGAGCAGUCACUCUGGAGGUAACUGAGACUGUCGUGCAGACUUCAUCGUUUGCAUGGGUCACAGAAGAGAUGUGUUCAUAAAAGUGCUUGGAGGCUUUUUUGGGAAAAAGACAUCCUGAGCUGGAAGGAGAAAAUCCACAAAAGCCUAAGGUUUAAUGUGCAAUUUGGGAGUGAGGAGGAGGAAGUGGGAUGCAUUACAGUGACUUGACGCUUUCUUACUUGGGUUUGGGGCAUUUGAAAAACCCAAAGCUAUCUUUUUGGAUGUCACAAUUGGACAGAUGACUAUUUGUUAAAUAUUUUUCCUCAGUGAAGUGCCACCAAAGCAAUAGCCAAUUUUUAAAAAACGCUUUCAAAUAGUUGCCUAAGGAAGAGAGUUUUUACAGAUUUUGUUACAGUUGUUUUUAGCAGGCUGUAUCUAAAGGCUUUAUUUGAUCCUUUUUUUGUAGCAUAAGCUUGUGUUAACACAUGUCUUUAGGUCCAUAGAUCUGUUGUGCUUUAUAAUCUUGCUGCCAACAUAGUUGAUAGGGAGUGUUUAAGAAGUGGGGUUCCUUUGAAGAAAAGCAUCUCAUCAUGGUACCCUGUGCUCUGUGACUCCAAUCCUGAGCUGUGAGAGUUAAACAGCAGUAGUUUACAUUUGUUUUGGCACUUGUGUGUCUGCACUGAUUCCCUUUAGGGAAUUUAAGGAAGGAAAUAGAAGAGUUGAUGCAGUCCUUUACCUGGAUGGCCCCACUCUUUACCUGUGUGUGUGCCACCAGAGCACCUUCCUAUGGUGCCCACAGAAAAGGAAGGUUUGAUCAGACUGCUCUUUGACAUCUGAGAAUAGGUUUUGUCAUUUCCCCUUACUUUUUUUUCAUACAAGCAACUAACAUGAUCUCUGAUUUUUUUUUAAUUGUUGUUAAUGUGUUGACAUUAAUUUAAUGUGUUGUUUACAAAAUACAUUCUUAAAGCAAAUUGCUGAAUGGAGAUAAAAUAGAUAAGAAGAAAGAACUGUCUUGCUUUUUCUGGCAGAAAAGCAAGAGAUGUUCAUACUGACAUAAAGAAUAUUGUGCAAAGAUCAACGUUGUGAUACCCAACAAAUGACAAAAGGAAUAAAAUCAUCCUUUCUAAGGGUGCAUUUAAUAGUACAGAAAAUUGACCUUGUGCUGUGCUAUGGGACAGAUGACUUAUAUUGAUUUUGAAUAUUCAGAUGACACAACCAUUCAAAAAGGGCUUGUCCAGCCCAUAUGUUAUGUUGAUGUGCCUCCUGUUGCAAAGCAGGUGGAUUCAGGCAUCUGGGGCAGUAUAUUUCCUCAUCGUUUUCUGUUCAGAGAUGUAAGGUUGCUUGGCCCACAGUCUGAGGCUGCUGGUGUGCACCCACACUGUCACUGGCUGUCUGCCACAAAUAUGUCAAUUAGUCUUAAUUAAAAGCUCUAUAAAAAGGACUUUGUAUUAGCUUGGGAUCAGCCACCCCAGUGACAUGCCUGUAAGUUAUCUGGUUCAGCGCAGACUCAAUUCACAGUCAUCAAUGGCAAAGUUUGUUUCUGCCUGCCUGCCAAGGAUGUAUGGACACAUCAUAGGUGUAUAUACCUGCCCAUUUGCAGUAGAGACAGGUCUGGCCCUUUUGAGUCAGGUGUUUCAGGCAGUUGGAAUAAAUUGUUCUCCAGAGGUGUCAGUCUCUAACCACUUACAGUAGAGUAACGAGUUCAGAUUAGACACUUGAUUUGUAGGCUGCUGAAGGGUAGGUUAAGAGAAUCCAGCCUAUAACUCAAGCUCCCAGCCUGAUCCCAUUUGUAUGAAAAGGUGCCCUAAAAGAAACCACUUACCAUCUUUCCAUCACAGAGGCACUUUCAUACAGGUAAAAUUGAAAUGUCUCAGCAUGCAACCAGAAACAAACUGUACAGCUCCUAAGCUGCUGAGACAGCUCCCUAAGAACACUCAGGUGCUUGGUUCUUGGCCAAUGGUGAUCAGAUUUUUAACUUUUUACUCUAAUACCUUUAUAUGGUACUCCAGGAACCCUCAUUUUCCCGGGUAUAUGGCUAUUGUGAUGCUCUCAUGCAACAGCAAGGUGUGGAUGGCAAUCACCCAUCACUUUUUUGGACCCAUCACUUUUUUGGACAGUGCCAUCUAUUUGGGAUCUUUGCCUGCUGUAGAGCAUUAAGAAUGCCAGGAGUCUCAUAGCUGGGCUGUGUUGUGCUGUGGAAAGAGGCCCAGUCUUGGAAAAGUCCAACAGAGGGAAAAAUAUUUGCUGGAGAGCUUCCAAAGUAGAGAGUGACUGAGCAUCAGGUAUUGCCCAGACUGAGCAGAGCCAUGGCUCUGUAUUGUGCAACAUGGGGAGAGAGGAAGGAGAGAAGGAUAUAAAGAAUGAGGGUCCACAAAUGGUCACAUGUUGCUGAAGUUGUUUUUUAUUAGUCUCUCUAUAGUAGCUGUUGGUGCUUUGUAAUUUAUUUAUCUGGAAGCUGGCAGGCUCCUGUUUAGUCCUAAAGUUCUAUGGGCUGUGUGUCAUCACAGCGAAUGGGCUCUGCCUUUGAAGCUGACUCUACUUUGAACAGGAGCAAAGAAUUUCCCAGCAGUCCUGCCUGUGUUUUUGUAUCACUGGUGUUUCUGGAGGUUUUAGUAGCGCAAAUGGAAAGUGAAAUAUGAGAGUUCUUGGUUACGUCUCAUUAUCUUCCAGUUUUCAAUAUAAACUUAUUGAGGAAUGUGUUGUCAAUUUUCAAGGUAAGAAGUGCUUCUAAAAGCUGGUACUUAUCAAGCAGACACCAGAGAAAUUUGGCAUGUUCUGAAACUACACCAUUUAAAUGAAUUAAACCCUUCACUGGGUAUCAGCUAACAUCCACACUCAGUGCCAAAUGCUGAGAAAAAUGUCUUGGUGACCAUGCAGUUUCUGGAAGCAGUGGACUAAGACAGAUACUUCUGCAACAUCAACUCCCUCUUCCAGCCUCUUCUCCAGCCCAUUGAAAGGUGAUUGUAGUGUCUAGAAAUGCCAUUAAAAAAAAAAAAAUUCAGUAGUAUUUGAGCUGAUUUUCAGUGUUGCACUGGCAGAGAUCCGUGGGCUAUUCUUACUCCUCUGAAUUCAGCCUUCUGCUCUCAUUGUUGGCAUGUUGACACCAUUGCUCAAACAGACUGGGCCUGUCCAUAGGCUCCAUAGGGUCUGGGAACAUCUAUGAGGCCCACGCACAUCCCUAGAGCCUGCUCCAGCCCCAUUCCUAAGCUCAUCCCCUGUUCUCUUGGUGUGAUAUUACAGGUUCAUCCCAAGUUUUCUCAUGGCCCUUUUAGGUUUAAAUGGAAAGCUGGUUUUCUAAACACUGACUGUGUGUCCAUGCUGUCUUGCAAAGUUACUCAAAAAAUCCUUUCCAAACCACAGCUUAGCAUCGAGUUUCCAAAUAAAUCAAGCACACCAAGGCAAGCCUUCUUCCAUUCUCAGUACAUUAUUUUAUUAAACAAACCUUAUUUUUUGUUUUAUAUUGGGCACUUAUUUGCAGUCUUGAAUAUUGUAGUGUCCCAUAGGGAUGGAGAGGACCAUAGUGUUAAUAUUUUUUAAUGAGCCCUUCUAAUGAGAAGGGGAACUCAAAUGAGACACCAGCUUCAUGCUCAGUCCAAUAUCUGCCACUUGUGACUCUUUUCUCUGUUUUCCUCCUGUAGUUACACCUUAGUUGAAGUUCAGCACUGGCAGCACUUUGAACUGAUGCCAUGCAGUGCUAUUAAAGGUCCUCUUCAUUUCCUCCAGCUGACCCUAGGGCUCUGCUCAUCAUUUCCUUGUGAGUUAUGCAGGGAUGCUCAGGUGCUUUCCUGCCCUGGACUUGUCUUCAGAAGAAUUAUCUGAUUUGUUUCACCUUUCUCUGUUGUUAUUUGGUUUUCCUAGAACAAAAAGCAUUUUUUUGUGUGUGUUAGUA
Molecule: messenger RNA, 11045 nt
Organism: Lagopus muta (rock ptarmigan)
Lineage: Eukaryota; Metazoa; Chordata; Aves; Galliformes; Phasianidae
Gene: KCNH5
Product: potassium voltage-gated channel subfamily H member 5
Exons: 12
Coding region: 57-3098 (1013 amino acids)
Biological process (GO): regulation of membrane potential; potassium ion transmembrane transport
Cellular component (GO): membrane
Molecular function (GO): voltage-gated potassium channel activity
Source: RefSeq, a predicted model, not a curated record